GAAUGGUGUGCCCAAAACGGAAGUGCACAAAAACAAACAGUGGGAGGUUACCGCUGGCAACAACAUAGGAACACUUCCGCUUCCCGCAGCAUGAGCUCGCACUAUCUGAAUUCCUGUGUGAAAGUGCCCAUCGAUCCGUGCAAUAACUGUCCGGCUCCGGUAUACAAUCGGCCCAAGCUCUGCUCCCUUGGCGGAAAGAAGCCGCCCGACCAGGCUCACACUUCGCAGCCGGAGGCGGAGACACCUGCGUGGAGCAGCCAGAUGGGGGUCAGGUCCCUAGCUAAGUUCUACGACAGUAUACCUGACUACUGUGAUGUGAAGCACCUGCACCAAGCAGAGUUCUACUCCACUCUGGAGAGCCUGCGAAGCACCAGCCGUGAACUGCGAUCUCAAGCAGCAACUGCUCCAACUGUGGAGCGAAGUGCCAGUGUCAGCGGCAGUUCUGUGGGUCAUGGAAAGUCUAAGAAGCGGCCUUCCAAGGGGAAAAAGAUAAAGAAACGUCCUUUGGUGCUGGAUCCUGUUCCUCCGCCGGCAAUCUUAGUGAUCCCCGACCAACAGGAUAGAUGCGUUACCCACCCAGUUGUCCAUACUCCCAAUUCCAGUUGCUUAAGCGACGAGUACGACAAGUGCCUUAGGGACUUGAGUCGUCUGAAAAGCUUUAAGGAGGACUUCGCUGUGGAGGUUGCGGAUUUCAAGAGGUCCCUUAAGAGCUUUGAAGCGGAGUUCCGCAGGCCAAAGUCCACGAGCAGCAACGGGACUCAAACGCAAACCAACAAGCAGAGUCAGACACAGAACCGCUGCCAGAAGACUGUCAAUCCUGGCCAGCACACGGCAGAACGAGCCAAGUGCCGAAGGGAAAUGCUGCGCAGGUGCUUCAGUGUCAAUGAUCUGCAGGGGAUUAGCUUAGAGGCUCGUUCGAAUCCUUCCAAGCCCGCUCAGCCUGCGCGAAGCAACUAUUUCCCACUCAGCAAACAGGAGGAAGUUCCCAAGAUACAGAUUCAAUCGCCCACCGCCUCGUCGAAGCGAAGUAGUAGUGCUUCCAGCGCAGUAAGAGGUCGAGGAAGACGCGGUAGAGUAAGGAAACCAAAGCCAGGGUCUAGCGUAAAGGAUGAGAAGCCACUACCACCGCUGAGCAUCUAUGAGUUGCCAGAGGAACCGGUCCAGAGAAGAACGCCCAGUGUGUCACCGCUGCACCCGGUAUCUCGUCCCAAUCUCGCGGCAACUUUAAGGGCUGAAGUAUCUAGGAAGAAGGUUAAGGAGCUGAAGAACAACUGCACUUAUCAUGAUCCUCGUCCGCAAUUCGAUUGGGAGGUGAGGAAAACGCCGGCUUGGAAAUCGCUGUCCUUGAACGAAUCCCACAAGGCCUUGCUAUCCAUUCGGCUGGCCACCCGCAAGGCAGAGCAGGCUUUUCAGGAGCGCCAGUACGAACUGCAUAUGGAGAUGAUGCGUCAACGGGUGAAAUCCGCUCCCCUUCUUCUGGAAGGACCCACGUUCUGGGGCCCGGAAGUGGGCAAGCUCACCCAUACCUGCAGGACCGAGGAACUGCGUCAUUCGUGUGAGGGCAGCCGGCAACGUAGGAAGAAAAAGUCCGAGUGUCCUGUUCCCGAUGCGGAUACUAAACUGCAGCAACUGCGUAAGGUCUAUGGCUCAGAAAAGUCCUGUUCGAGGCAGUCUCAACGAAGCAAGCGGUCCGGACGACGUCCGCAGGGGCUGACGACCGAGACGCCUAGCCACGACAGCGGUGACGACCUGUGCAGCGUAGAUCGAGCUUUCCUCUAGAGAUUCACCUAAUUCCCAAGCACCUAGUCACAAUAUA
This is a messenger RNA of Drosophila mauritiana, 1816 nucleotides long. RefSeq lists its product as uncharacterized. Lineage: Eukaryota; Metazoa; Arthropoda; Insecta; Diptera; Drosophilidae. The coding region runs from base 91 to 1779 and encodes 562 amino acids. The transcript has 4 exons. The record is from RefSeq and is a predicted model, not a curated record.